AUGGCGGAGCUUAAAAACGACCAGAUCGAGGCUCCUAGAUCGUCCAAGAUCCCCUACUGGCGUCUGCUCGUGGAUCAGGGCGCUGUGACACAAGAGGUUAUCGAAUACCCGUAUCUUGGUUCAGGAACAGAAGAUGAUCCAUUCAUCGUCGAAUGGAUCCCCGACGAUCCCCGCAAUCCGAUGCUGCUUAAGAUGUCGACGAAAUGGGCAUACACCAUCACCGUCGCUUUCGCCACGCUGGGUGUGUCACUGGCUUCGUCUGCCUAUGCUGGAGGUAUCGAGGAGGUUCUGACUUCGUUUGGAGUGGGCGAGGAAGUGGCUACACUGGGUGUGUCGCUGUUCGUGCUGGGAUUCGCUGUUGGGCCGUUGUUAUGGGCGCCGUUGAGUGAGCUGUACGGACGGCAGAUUGUCUUUUUCAUAACAUACCUGGCUUUGGCUGUCUUCAGUGCCGGUAUUACAGGAGCGAAGAAUAUCUGGACGUUGAUAAUCCUGCGUUUCUUCGCGGGUUCCUUUGGAUCUUCGCCACUGACCAAUGCCGGUGGAGUUAUUGCUGAUAUCUUUUCGGCUGAAGAACGAGGAUUGGCGACUAGUCUGUUUGCUGGAGCACCCUUUCUCGGUCCAACUCUGGGUCCGGUGAUCGGAGGCUUUCUAGGCGAAAAUGCCGGCUGGCGAUGGGUGCAGGGCUUUUUGGCCACUUUUACCGGCGCAAUCUGGCUGAUUGAAACCUUUCUCGUCCCUGAGACAUAUGCACCAGUCCUCCUACGAAAGCGAGCGGAAAGACUGUCCAAGAUCAGUGGAAAGGUGUAUCUCAGUAAGUUGGACCGGGAUCGUGGCAAGGUAUCUGCCGGUGAUGCCUUUGGAGCUGCUUUGCUGCGGCCGUGGAUCCUCCUGUUUGUCGAGCCGAUUGUCCUGCUGCUUUCUACUUACAUGGCCAUCAUCUACGGAACGCUCUACAUGCUCUUCGACGCCUUUCCGAUUGUCUACCAGCAGAUGCGCGGCUGGAGCGAAGGCAUUGGCAGCUUGCCCUUCCUCAGCGUUAUGAUUGGAAUGAUGACCGCGGUUGUCUACAACAUGCACGAUAACAAACGAUAUGUCCGCGUCAGCAGAGAACACAACGGCUUCGCACCGCCUGAAGCCCGUCUCCCACCGACCAUGAUCGGAGGCAUCGCCAUCCCCAUCGGCCUGUUCUGGUUCGCCUGGACCAACGGACCCAGCGUGCAUUGGAUCGUGAGCAUCAUCGCCGCCGCACCAUUCGGCUUCGGAAUGGUCCUCGUCUUCUUGGGCAUCAUGGUGUAUCUCAUUGACUCGUACACCAUCUACGCUGCCUCCGUAUUGGCCGCCAACUCUAUCAUUCGAUCGUGCUUUGGUGCUGGGUUCCCUCUCUUCACCACCUAUAUGUAUAGAAACCUGGGCAUCCACUGGGCUUCAUGCAUCCCUGCCUUCUUGGCCGUUGCCUGUGUGCCAUUCCCUUUCAUCUUCUACCGGUAUGGAAAGCAGAUUCGACAAAAAUGCAAAUACGCCGCCGAAGCAGACGAAUUCAUGCGUAAACUGGCCGACAAGGCACUUGUGCCGGAAACUGAGAAGGUACAAGAAACCGAGCAAAAGGUGGCGGACGAUAGAGCGAUGGAUCGAGAAGUGCACGAUGCAGAGUCGAUUGCCUCCGUGUCGACGGUGGACGAAGAGCCUGUAUACCAGGCGAAUCCGUACGACAUCGACCGAGUCAACACGCGGAAUUCGGCCAUCACGCAGCGAUCGCGAUCGACCAAGAGCCGGCGGAAGAGGUUUUUGGGUGUUUUUUAAUAUUGUUUACCCUAUCCCGACAGAUUAUGUCUGAUAUAUUGAUACCCUGAUACCCUGUAUAUAGACCAUAGGCAAUAGAAUAAUGAUAAUGACUGCACUUUGACAAGACACCAG
This is a messenger RNA of Aspergillus wentii DTO 134E9, 1914 nucleotides long. RefSeq names its product MFS transporter. Gene Ontology annotation, molecular function: transmembrane transporter activity. The transcript has 2 exons. The record is from RefSeq and is a predicted model, not a curated record. Gene Ontology annotation, biological process: transmembrane transport. Bases 1 to 1800 code for a protein of 599 amino acids. NCBI's taxonomy places the organism in Eukaryota, Fungi, Ascomycota, Eurotiomycetes, Eurotiales, Aspergillaceae.